UACAUUAAUAUCUAUACUUGUAGUAUUAUAAUUGUCAGAAAUGCGUCAAAGUUAUUACGAAAUAUUUGUUUAAAGAGAUUUUUUUUUUAAUAACAUAAUUCGACAAAGCAAUCUAUAAAUUUAGAAAAAUGUUUAAACUACUCAGUCGCCAUGGACGUCGCAGUGCCCUCGUUAAUUUGUUCGGUGAAAAAGUUGAGGUUAGGCCGGUAAAGGUUUAUUACGUUUAUUCCUCAGCUGGUUCUUAUAGAUUCGCUUCUACUAACAAUGUAGAUCCAAAAAAAGUAACUACUUUAUCGGAGAAUAUACCAGAACCGCCUCCAGUGCCUGAUAUACCGACUGCUGGCGAGAUUACGGAGGCGGUGCAAUCUUUAAGCGCUAAUGGUGAGCCAACUUUUGCUAGUUUGGGUCUUGGAGGAUGGAGUCCCGUUGGAUUAGUACAAAAUGCGUUAGAAUAUCUCCACGUAUCCUUGGAUAUACCUUGGUGGGGAGCUAUUCUAAUUGGUACAAUAGUUGUAAGAGUGGCCAUGUUUCCACUUGUCAUUUUAUCACAAAGAAACACAGCAGCUAUGAAUAAUAAUUUGCCUGAAAUACAAUUAUUACAACUUAAGAUGACACAGGCACGGCAAUCUGGAAAUCAGUUGGAGACUGCACGUUAUGCUCAAGAGAUGAUGAUGUUUAUGAAAGAAAAAGGUUUGAACCCUUUGAAAAAUAUGAUUGUACCAUUAGCCCAAGCGCCAUUGUUUAUUUCCUUCUUUAUGGGUCUAAGAGGAAUGGCGAAUUGCCCAGUUGACAGCAUGUCACAUGGAGGUUUGUGGUGGUUUACAGAUUUAACAGUUCCUGAUCAGUUCUUUUUACUACCUAUUAUAACAAGUGCCACAUUGUAUGCCACAAUUGAACUUGGAGUGGAUGGUGGUAAACUCAAUGCUUCAAAUAUGCAUUUAAUGAGAUAUUUCCUUCGUGCAGUCCCAAUUGUGAUGAUACCCUUUACUGUAAACUUUCCUGGUGCUAUUUUGGUAUAUUGGUGUUCAAGUAAUUUCAUUUCUCUAUUACAAGUGGGUCUGCUCAAAGUGCCAAAAGUCAGAGAUUAUUUUAAAAUACCAAAGUUAAUACACCACUCAGCAGAUAAUCUUCCUAUUAAAAAGAAGGGUUUUGUUGAAGGAGCAAAAGAAUCUUGGACAAAUAUAAAGAUUUCACGAGAUUUAGCUGACCGACAAAGAGUAGACGAGUUAAUUUUUACAAAAGCAGGUAAAGGACCACUGCAGAAAACAUAUAAAUAUGAUCCUACUAAGUUAUCAAAUGUUCAAGCAAAAAAUAAGUAGCAUUUUAAUUUAAUUAAUUAUGUAGAUUUAUAAAUAAUAAAAUUAUGUUUCCAAAGC
Molecule: messenger RNA, 1376 nt
Organism: Galleria mellonella (greater wax moth)
Lineage: Eukaryota; Metazoa; Arthropoda; Insecta; Lepidoptera; Pyralidae
Gene: OXA1L
Product: mitochondrial inner membrane protein OXA1L
Exons: 1
Coding region: 129-1319 (396 amino acids)
Biological process (GO): mitochondrial respiratory chain complex IV assembly; protein insertion into mitochondrial inner membrane from matrix
Cellular component (GO): mitochondrial inner membrane
Molecular function (GO): membrane insertase activity
Source: RefSeq, a predicted model, not a curated record